AGUCUACCAUCAACGGGAUUACUUUAUCUCCCGUAACUCGCCAUCCAUCUUCAUAGCCGCAAAAUUUUUGGAAAAAUAACAUUUUAAUACUCAAGUGUAAUUAUGGACUCCGUUUCUGCACCCCCGGUUUGCCGUGCUCUUGCAGUUCCAUGACUGGCGGGGAUUGGACACGGUAGCCCCACUCAGACGCGCUGUGACAGAAACAAGUCUCCUCAUCUGGGAAGACUCAACAACCCUCGCCUAGUAACGAGAUUUGAAGCCUCCCCCUUUAUCAAACUAACGGGAUCGUCGGAUACCAAUGACUUAUUAAAAUGACACCUUAAGUUACCCUCUUAUUACGCGCUGGUGUGUGCUGUCUCUGGUAUUAUUUUUCAUUUUCACAGUGGGAGCGAAAGAGCGGGGAAACAGGAAACUCGUCCAUCUCCAAGUUUUUCGGAUCUCAGGGGCGCAGUGGAGGGAGCGAGCGGCGAUGGCAGCCCGGAUGACAGCAGCGUUCGCUCUUCUGGUUCUCACCGUGGCAACUGCCUUGGGUGCGGAGAUAGAGGAGCGACUGGUGACCUACCUGCUGUCUCCAGAGCGCUACAACAAACUGAUUAGACCUGCUGUCAACAAGAGCCAACAGGUCACCAUCCAUAUACAGGUGUCCCUGGCCCAGCUCAUUAGUGUGAAUGAGAGAGAACAGAUCAUGACCACCAACUGCUGGCUGACUCAGGUAUGGAAUGACUACAGGUUGAUGUGGGACCCAGAGGAGUAUGAGGGCAUUAAGAAGGUCCGCCUCCCGUCUCAACACAUCUGGCUGCCUGACAUCGUCCUCUACAACAAUGCGGAUGGGAACUAUGAGGUCUCAUUCUACUCCAACACGGUGGUCUCCAACAAUGGAGAGGUGAACUGGCUGCCCCCCGCCAUCUACAAGUCGGCCUGCAAGAUCGAGGUCCGCGACUUCCCCUUCGACCAGCAGAACUGCACGCUCAAGUUCCGAUCCUGGACCUACGACCACACGGAGAUCGACCUGAUCCUGCUCAGCGACUUCGCCAGCCGUGACGACUUCAAGCCCAGCGGCGAGUGGGACAUCGUGUCUCUGCCGGGACGCAAGAACGAAGACCCCUCUGACAUCACCUACCUGGACAUCACCUAUGACUUCAUCAUCAAGCGCAAGCCACUGUUCUACACCAUCAACCUCAUCAUUCCCUGUGUCCUCAUCACCUCUCUGGCCAUCCUGGUGUUCUACCUGCCCUCUGACUGUGGAGAGAAGAUGACUCUCUGUAUAUCAGUCCUCCUGGCCCUCACUGUGUUCCUGCUGCUGAUCUCCAAGAUCGUCCCACCUACGUCUCUAGCUGUCCCUCUCAUAGGGAAGUAUCUGAUGUUUGCCAUGGUGCUGGUCACCUUCUCCAUCGUCACCAGUGUCUGUGUGCUCAACGUGCACCAUCGCACGCCCUCCACACACACCAUGCCCCCCUGGGUCAAACGUCUCUUCCUGCACCGCCUCCCCUCCUUCCUGUUCAUGCGUCGGCCGGCCAGCUCCAACAUCCGAGAGAGGUUCCGCCAGAAGCACCAACGGCCCUCCUACUCCGACCUGAAGCUGAGAGACGGGGCAGUGGCAGUGGCCCCGGCCGCGGGGGGAAUGGGGGUGGCAGAGGGGUCUGGGAUAGGCAGGGCCGACUCCUUCUAUGUGAAUGAGGAGUCGGCCAAGCGGUACGGCUGGAAGAUCAGCGACCUGUCGGAGAACACAGAGUUCAGAAAGAGGAUGACAGUGAAGUGUCACGCAGACGUUGAGGAGGCUGUGGACGGGGUGCGCUAUGUUGCCGAGAAGAUGAAGAGUGAGGACAACGAUGAGGGGGUCAUCGAGGACUGGAAGUAUGUUGCCAUGGUGAUUGACCGGCUCUUCCUAUGGAUAUUUGUGUUUGUGUGCAUUACUGGGACUUUGGGGCUGUUCAUGCAGCCCCUCUUCCAGAGCUACAACACACCUACUGCAGACGACCUGGAGCAGAACUGACCUAUGACCUUUGACCCGAAACCUGACCCUGACGCCCCCCAACACCCCCAUGAGGAACAACCGCCGCGAGUAAAACAGCUACUUACCAACACCUUGAAACAGAACUGUGUUAUUCUGACACACUCACAUACUGUACGCACACAGCACACCGGCCGCCACCACACCAACCAAUGCCCCUCAACCUCCCCUCUUAACAUCUUGUAUGGAACAGAGCAACCCCACCAACCCUAGAAAAUGGGUCUGUUGUUUUUCAUUUUAUUUCUGCAUUUAGUUUGAAAAGGGGAACCAAUCUUUUCUGCAGAGUUCCAGAAUAAUUUGCUGAGCCCAAAGAUCCACACACACGACGAGCCCGACCCUGGCCAGAAGACGAGGACAGAGCCUCCAGUCUCUGCUACAGAGAAGGACAGCUCCUCCGUGUGUCCUCGUCCAGUAAAGCACACACACACACACACACACACACACACACACACACACACACACACACACACACACACACACACACACACACACACACACACACACACACACACACACACACACACACACACACACACACACACACACACGACAAGCCAGGCCCUGGCCAGAAGACGAGGACAGAGCCUCCAGUCUCUGCUACAGAGAAGGACAGCUCCUCCGUGUGUCCUCGUCCAGUGAAGCACAGACACACACACACACACACACGACGAGCCAGACCCUGGCCAGAAGACGAGGACAGAGCCUCCAGUCUCUGCUACAGAGAAGGACAGCUCCUCCGUGUGUCCUCGUCCAGUGAAGCACAGACACACAGACAUAAAUCUUGCCUUCAGACGAAGAGGGAGAGACGCAUUUCUUUAGACAGGAAUGCCAGCAGGCUUGUUAUUUUGCUGUGAAACGGGAAGCCUUGACUGUCUCCCCUCACGCUACAGUGUGUUGACUGAGUACUACUGUACAGUAUUCGGGACUGCUUCUGGCCCCAGGUGGUCAGUCACCUGAUGGUCUUUCAAUGCGUUAACAUGAGCUUUUUUAGCUUACCGGGUUAUGUGUGUAAUUUUACGUUCAAAAUGGUUGUUCUUAUGUGUUCAAAGAGGGUGGGACCAAUGGGAAGCUAGCUGUUGAGUAAAUACAAAAUGACCAUCAAACUGUUGUCACUCACCGUUGCUUCUCUUAAAGGUACAGUACGCUGGUGUAAGAAGUGUUCAUUCUCACAAGGUUUUUCCAGGUAACCAGCAGCUGUACACAAACUCCAUAAGCAAACCGGUCAAACUGAACAGCGUUUGGCUCUGCACUAGCAAUCUUCCAGGCGGUAUAAACACUGCUCAGUAUUUUUUCAGAAAUCUUUAACCUAAGUCUGUGUUCAACUUAUUUAUUGUGACUGUCAUAUAUGCACUCUGUCACUGCUAUAAAUGCUAGCCAAGGGAAGGCAUACUGUACACAUUUCAAGUGAGGAGUUUUGUUCUCAUCUCAUGUAUUUCUUUUUAUCAGUGUAAAGAAGGGAACAUGUGUUUUUCUUCCGCUGGCCAGUUAUGUGACCUGUUUUGGUUUGUCGUCCUGGACUGAUGUAUUCUGGGUAGCGCUCAGAAUUACAGGAAGUAACAAUGCUGAUGUCAUGUCAAAGAAGUCAAUAAAAGGAAACAACAACGGGAUGAGGUUCUGGA
Molecule: messenger RNA, 3630 nt
Organism: Oncorhynchus nerka (sockeye salmon)
Lineage: Eukaryota; Metazoa; Chordata; Actinopteri; Salmoniformes; Salmonidae
Product: neuronal acetylcholine receptor subunit beta-2-like
Exons: 5
Coding region: 470-1993 (507 amino acids)
Biological process (GO): signal transduction; regulation of membrane potential; monoatomic ion transmembrane transport
Cellular component (GO): postsynaptic membrane; synapse; neuron projection
Molecular function (GO): transmembrane signaling receptor activity; acetylcholine-gated monoatomic cation-selective channel activity
Source: RefSeq, a predicted model, not a curated record